UGGAAUAUUUUAAAGAAUAGGCUGAAGAGCUUAAGAAAGCUUAUGAUACUAUGGAUGAAAAAGACCCUGUUCUUGUCUAAAUCUUAGCCUUGAUUGGAGCUGGCUAUGCUGGAUACAGACUCCUCCAGGAUAUCAGAGGGAUGCUCAGAUAAACAGUCAGACCGUCUUAUGACCUCAAGAAAAGAUAUGGCUCAAACUGGUGUGUCGUCACAGGAGCUACUGACGGAAUCGGUAAAGGAUUCGCAUUUGAACUUGCCAGAAGAGGCAUGAAAGUUGUUUUGGUAGCUAGGAACGAAGAGAAGCUUCAAGCUGUAGCAAAAGAGAUUAAGGAGACUUAUGAAGGAGCGGAGACAAAGACUAUUGUGUUUGAUUUUAAUCAAAAUUACACGAGUGAAGUUAUCAAAGAACUAACAGAAAAAUUUGAUGAAAUAGAGAAUCGCAGAGGCAAAAAUUUUCGAGAGAUGAAUGAUACAAAGAUAUAUAAUAUGAUUAACAUCAAUGUAACUGCAACUGCAGUGAUAACCAAGAUCUUUAUCCCAAAAUUAUUAGCUAAUGAGACUAGGGCUGGAAUGGUUAUUGUUAGAGGAUAUCUUUGUAACUUCCCUUGCCCCACUAUGUCUGUUUACAGCGCAACUAAAGCUUAUGUUACUCAGUUUUCUCCAUCUAAAAGAGAAGAAUACAAACAUAAGAUUGAUGUCCUACUCAUAAACACGGGAUCAGUGAAAAACAAUAUGAACAUUGAAAGACAACUUUGCACAAUUAUUCCUUCACAAUAUGCUAAAACUGUUCUUGACAAACUAGGGUAUGAUUCAUGGACUUCAGGCCAUUAUAUGCAUGCUAUUCGCCAAUGCUACCUCCACAAGCCAAUAGAAGAAGACACCAGCAAUGCUUCAGAGAAAGAGAACCAACAGAAACGAUUAAAAAGUUAAAAGCAUCAGCAAAACCCAAAUCCCAACCCCAAAUCCCCU
Molecule: messenger RNA, 968 nt
Organism: Moneuplotes crassus
Lineage: Eukaryota; Ciliophora; Spirotrichea; Euplotida; Euplotidae
Source: the annotation of a GenBank genome assembly